GACGCCCCCAACCUGUGCAAGGGCCAGGUCAGCCCCAACCCAGCGAAACCAAGCGAGGAGACCCCUGUGCGGCCAUGACCUCCCUGUUGGGAGCUUACCCGUGGCCCGAGGGGCUUGAGUGCCCGGCCCUGGAAGCCGAGCUGUCGGAUGGGCUGUCCCCGCCGGCCGUCCCGCGCCCCCCGGGGGACAAGGGCUCCGAGAGCCGUAUCCGGCGACCCAUGAACGCCUUCAUGGUGUGGGCCAAGGACGAGAGGAAACGACUGGCGGUGCAGAACCCAGACCUGCACAACGCGGAGCUCAGCAAGAUGCUAGGAAAAUCGUGGAAGGCUCUGACGCUAUCCCAGAAGAGGCCCUAUGUGGAUGAGGCUGAGCGGCUGCGGGUGCAGCACAUGCAGGAUUAUCCCAACUACAAGUACCGACCCCGCAGGAAAAAACAGGUCAAGCGCCUCUGCAAGCGUGUGGACCCGGGCUUCCUCCUGAGCUCUCUCUCCCGCGACCAGAACACCCUGCCUGAGAAGAGGACUGGGAGCCGGGGCACUGUGGGUGAGAAGGAGGAGAGGGGUGAGUACUCCCCAGGUACCGCCCUGCCCAGCCUCAGGGGCUGCUACCACGAGGGGCCUGCUGGCAGCAGUGGCGGCACCACAGGCAGUAUGGACACCUACCCGUACGGGUUGCCUACACCCCCGGAAAUGUCUCCCCUGGACGUGCUGGAACCAGAGCAGACCUUCUUCUCCUCCCCCUGCCAGGAGGAGCAUGCUCACUCUCACCGCAUCCCACACCUGCCAGGGCCCCCAUACUCCCCAGAGUAUGCCCCUAGUCCCCUCCAUUGUAGUCACCCCAUGGGGUCUCUGGCCCUGGGCCAGUCCCCAGGAGUCUCUAUGAUACCCACUGUACCCGGCUGUCCCCCAUCUCCUGCUUACUACUCCCCUGCCACCUACCACCCUCUCCACUCCAACCUCCAUGCCCACCUGGGCCAGCUCUCGCCUCCUCCUGAGCACCCUGGCUUUGAUGCCCUGGAUCAGCUGAGCCAGGUAGAACUCCUGGAGGACAUGGAUCGCAAUGAGUUCGACCAGUAUUUGAACACUCCUGGCCACCCAGACUCUUCCUCAGGGGCUAUGCCCCUCAGUGGGCAUGCGCCGGUCUCCCAUAUAACACCAGCAGGCCCCACAGAGACCAGCCUCAUCUCCGUCCUGGCUGACGCCACAGCAACGUACUACAACAGCUACAGUGUGUCAUAGAGCCUGGAGGC
Molecule: messenger RNA, 1249 nt
Organism: Chrysochloris asiatica (Cape golden mole)
Lineage: Eukaryota; Metazoa; Chordata; Mammalia; Afrosoricida; Chrysochloridae
Gene: SOX7
Product: SRY (sex determining region Y)-box 7
Exons: 2
Coding region: 75-1238 (387 amino acids)
Biological process (GO): regulation of DNA-templated transcription; cell differentiation; anatomical structure morphogenesis
Molecular function (GO): DNA-binding transcription factor activity, RNA polymerase II-specific; RNA polymerase II cis-regulatory region sequence-specific DNA binding
Source: RefSeq, a predicted model, not a curated record